GGCAUAUUAAAAAUGUACGCGACGAUGCGCCUCUGACUUGCACAAUGCGAUGCCUUGAUGGUUAGUGACGGCGGACGGGUGUGCGUUUCACAUUUAUUAUUGUCGAGUUCGCCGUGCCUGCUGCGUUUCUCUGUCAUAGUUGUGCGGCGCACUGUGUGACCUUACUCGGAAGAAUUUCAAGAGGCUCUGUACUUUGAUCAUCUUAUCUCACGUGUGAAUAACCAGAUUUCGAUCAGUCUUCGCCCAGCUCUGAUUCUAAUUAGUCCGCCAUGGGACUUUUGCUCUUUGGCGCCUUGGCCGUGGGCCUAUUUGUGGCCUGUAGGCUCAGCGCCAAAAUCAACUAUGUGACCAGAUUCACAUAUUUUGUGAUAUUCUCGUGUCUUGCGGGAACGAUUUUCAUCCCGCUUAUGUUCUUCAAGCCAAGAGAUUCUCGGAACGGAUUACUUCCAGCAGCUUUCCUACUAUUUUGGAUGCGAGUCAUUGGAACUACUUACGAAGUGAAAGGGAAAGAGAAUAUUGUUAAAAAUACAGGAGCAGUGGUUUUGAUGAACCACCAAAGUGUUCUGGAUCUCAAUGUUUUAGGCUGCAUCUGGCCACACACUCCAAAUGGCUGCGUUAUUUCUAAAAGGGAAGUUUUCUGGCUUUGGCCUUUUGGACUAGGGGCUUGGCUCUGGGGCACCGUCUUCAUCAAUAAACUGAACCCAGAAACGUCGCAGAAAGACCUUAACAAGGCUGGAUCACACAUUGCCACAAGCAAAGCUCGCAUUUGCAUGUUCCCAGAAGGAACAAGACACAGAGGACCAGAUCUUCUACCUUUUAAGAAGGGCGCAUUCCACCUUGCCCUGAAUGCCCAGUGCCCAAUUCAGCCAAUUGUUAUUAACAACUACCACUUUUUAGACGACAAAACUUGGAGAUUUGAAUCAGGGCACACGAUCAUUCAAGUCUUGCCAGCCAUCGAAACAAAAGGAAUGGGAAAAGAGGACUUGCCGGCCUUAAUUGAUAAGGCUCACAAGGUCAUGAAUGAAGGUUUCAAGAAACUUAACGAAAAAACGACAUGGUAAUCUAAAGGAGUGACUUCUAUGAGAAAUAAGCCUGCAGGAAUGUUGAAAGUGGUAAACAAUUUUGUACACAUUGUUCUGCAAUUCAAUCUCUCCUGGAUUAUUUGUGUUCCUUUCCAUAAAAUAAACAAAGAAACUCCGUAAACGUACAAAAAAUAUAUUCAUUUUCCCUUUGCACA
This is a messenger RNA of Neocloeon triangulifer, 1237 nucleotides long. Its product is annotated as 1-acyl-sn-glycerol-3-phosphate acyltransferase alpha-like. Gene Ontology annotation, molecular function: 1-acylglycerol-3-phosphate O-acyltransferase activity. NCBI's taxonomy places the organism in Eukaryota, Metazoa, Arthropoda, Insecta, Ephemeroptera, Baetidae. Bases 270 to 1061 code for a protein of 263 amino acids. Gene Ontology annotation, cellular component: membrane; endoplasmic reticulum. The transcript has 5 exons. The record is from RefSeq and is a predicted model, not a curated record. Gene Ontology annotation, biological process: phosphatidic acid biosynthetic process.